UUUUAGGCUUUGAAGGAACCCUACCGCUGUUUAAGUAUCUCCCUGCCCUCUAUUUUCUCCUUUCUUAGAUCCACCUCGAAAUUACAGCACAAUUUGGUGCAAUUCCACAUGGAGGACGACUGCAUGGGCUUGCCCCCUGGCUUCAGAUUCCAUCCCACGGAUGAGGAGAUCAUAACUCACUACCUCUCGCCCAAGGUGAUCAACAAGAGCUUCAGUGCAAGAGCUAUGGGAGAGGUGGACCUCAACAAGUGCGAGCCAUGGGAUCUUCCAACCAAGGCAAGGAUGGGAGAGAAGGAAUGGUACUUCUUCUGCCAGAGGGACAGGAAGUACCCGACUGGCAUGAGGACCAACAGGGCCACAGAAGCCGGCUAUUGGAAGGCCACAGGAAAAGAUAAGGAGAUAUAUAAGGAGAGAGUAGAGCUCGUUGGCAUGAAGAAGACACUGGUGUUCUACAGAGGAAGAGCUCCCAAAGGACAGAAGACUAAUUGGGUGAUGCAUGAAUUCAGGCUCGAUGGCAAGUUCCCAUUCCCCAAUAUCCCAAAGUCUGCAAAGGCUGAAUGGGUCGUCUGCAAAGUCUUUCACAAGAAGAUGGGGACGAAGAGCAGCAUACCACCACCUGAAUCACAAGGGGCUAAUUCUCUUGCAGAAGGUUUCUUUGACUCUGCUACUACAUUGCCCCCUCUCAUGGAUCCUCCUUACCCGAAAACCAACGCGAUUCCUACCUUCUCCGCCAUGAUGGGGAUGGAGGAUGGACAAGUCAUGAAUCAGCUAGUGAUCUCAAAUCCACCUCAGAAUUCAGCCUCCCAUCCACAUCUCCUUCCUCAAAGCUCUUAUUAUUUGCACCAACAAGAAGCAAUGCUGAGAGCCUUAGCUGCUGUCAACGAUGCAUCUUCUUCCUGCCCCUCGCAAGACACAGACCACAGUACCGGUCGCACCACCGAGAUAUCUUCGAUGGCGUCGGCACGCUUCGGUGACUUUCUGCAUCCUUCAUCUGGACCAGUGAUGGAUUUGGAUAGCAUUUGGGAUCUCAAGUAAUUCAUCUCCUACUCCUCUCAGAUGUUAUUAAUCAUGUACUGCCUGAACUCUUGCUGAUAUAGAUUCCCAAUUGUAUAGUAUAUCUAUACGCAUAGAUCGCAAAGAACACCAACGUGAAGGUCUAUUCUUUUGUCGUCUCUGCAGGCUUCCUGCAUCAUAGAUCAUUGUGUCAGAUCAAGCUAGUGUUGGAAAUUUGUUAUACUUCCUGGUGUCGAAUAUAUUUUGAUUUGUCA
Musa acuminata subsp. malaccensis (wild Malaysian banana) is the source of this 1268-nucleotide messenger RNA. RefSeq names its product NAC domain-containing protein 92. Lineage: Eukaryota; Viridiplantae; Streptophyta; Magnoliopsida; Zingiberales; Musaceae. Gene Ontology annotation, molecular function: DNA binding. The record is from RefSeq and is a predicted model, not a curated record. Gene Ontology annotation, biological process: regulation of DNA-templated transcription.